GCAAGUUAUCACAUCUCGGCUACUGCACUUUCUUCCAAUUUCGACGCAAUUUUGGCAUCAAAUAUAGUAUCUGCCUGGAUUAUUGGCUGCUCAACCGAUUUUCUGAUAUUUUGAGUUCAAGUCGGAUACGAAUUUAUGCCACAAAUGGUUUUAAAUGAAUGAACUCCAUCCAGGAUGUAAUUGACCAAAAGGAUACUGGUUCUUAGCAUCAGUGUGCAAGCAGUGAGGUAGCGCCAGGCAGGAUGGGAACAGUCAAAGACCUCUACGAAUUUCUCGUAGAGGCAGAGCUCCAGCAUUAUUACAAUGCAUUCAAGAAUGAUCUCAAGGUAACGAGUGUCGGCCAAUUGAAAUAUGUGGAAGAAGAGGACCUGGCCGACAUGGGCAUGUCCAAGCCAGAGCAGCGCCGGCUCAAGAAGUUCUUCAAGAAAGAAUGUCCACAGGGGGCGUUCGGAAAAAUCAGAAAGCGUAUGUCGAUGCGAGUGGAUGGCAAGGCGGCCAUCAAGAGCUCGCCUGAUCACCGUCCGGCCGUGAAGUCAAGUAAACACAUCAUUCCAUUGGAUUCCAUUACGAUAUUGAAGAACCUUGGCGAGGGAGAGUUCGGCGUGGUGCAGCAGGGGAUAUGGACCAAUGAGGAUGGGGAGAGAAUACAAGUAGCAAUAAAGCGUCUUAACAAAGAGAAAAUGGAACCAAGUCCGGGACCAGAAACGACAAAGGAAGUGCCGUCAAUGCGUACAUCAGACUUUUUACGCGAAGUGACAGUCAUGCACACUAUCGACCACGAAAACAUUGUACGAAUGUUCGGAGUAGUUUUAGACAAGGACUGUCUCAUGUUAGUGACUGAGCUAGCGCCCUUGCGGUCGCUAUUAGAAUGUUUAAAGGAACCGAACUUACGGCUGAGUUUUCCAGUGACUUCUUUGUGUGACUUUGCGCAGCAGAUAGCGGACGGAAUGAAGUUCCUUGAGAGUAAACGGUUGAUUCAUAGGGAUUUAGCAGCUAGGAAUGCACUAGUUUUUGCCAAGGAUAGGGUGAAAAUCAGUGAUUUUGGUUUAUCUCGAGCAUUAGGAUUGGGAAAAGAUUAUUAUCAAACAAAUUUUAAUGUCAAUCUCAAACUUCCUAUAGCCUGGUGUGCUCCAGAGUGUAUCAACUACUUAAAAUUCACCUCUUCAAGUGACGUCUGGGCGUUCGGCGUGACGAUGUGGGAGAUGUUUUCAUACGGGUUCCAGCCUUGGGCGGCCAUGACAGGCCAACAGAUCCUCGACGCGAUCGACAAACCCAACUGUCAACGAUUGGAGAUGCCGGACUGUUGUCCGAAGGAGUAUUACAACGCCAUCAUGGUGAAAUGUUGGGAGCAUGAGCCGACGUCACGACCGAAGUUUUCUGAGUUAGUCACGUUACUGCCGCAGAUCAAGCCAGAACAAGUGAAGGCAAUCAAAGAUUCCCCUCCAAACCUGAGUUCUAAAGAUUACCUCGAGUACAAGGCCCACGACAUUAUCACAGUGCUAGAUAAAAGGCCGCAGAACAACCCCGAGUUAUACCGAGGAUGCCUCAUCACAAACGGAAAGACCGGGUUGUUCAACCCGGGAGACGUCGUACCCUACGCCGAGAUGAAACACAUGAGUCCCGUCUACCGCAAAACUAAGAUUAACCGAAAAGUCUGCACCCUGGAUUUUAUGGAAAAAGAGUCGAUGAGAAAGUCCACACUUCGAGGUCCCAAGAUCAGCGCUGACAUGAUCAGUGGUCCACAGAAUGACCUCCGACACACCGGCCAUAUCGGAUACGAUGGCGCAAUGUUCGGUGAUAUCUCGUUCAUUGGGGACGAAUACACGAAGCUUCCAGUCAAAGUCUCUUCACGUUCCCCAAAUCACAUGAACGGCUCAUCUGCCUCCCUAUCGCGAAAUGAACAAAACUCGGUGGGGACGCCGUCACCAGUCCAUGUCAGCCAUUCAGAUAUGGCCUUGUUUAAGUCUGCCUCAUCAGUUGGUGGAGGGUCAGAUCGAGGCAGUGAUGAGGGUUCAAGGUGGAGUGACACAUUGACAGACGUCAGUAGCAUGGCCAGCGUCUCAACGUUCACGGAAUCACAGACGGACACAGACACGCUGGACGGACGACGGACGCCACAGUACGAAGAAGUCGAUGAAGACGAUGAUUUCAAUUUCAAAAUGCCUGACUUUGACUUCAAAAUGCCAGAUAUGUCGUCUGACUUUGAUCUAGGCCCAUCGCUCAUGGACGAAGUAUUCAAAGCCUUAUCCGACAAUACUUCCAACGACCGCCAGGAGAGGGCGCUCAAAGCAAAGGAAAAAUCGCCUUCAUUGGAAUUCGACGACGUUGCUAAUGGACGGAGUUCGGGUCCGACGUCUCCCACCAAACACACAGCGCCCCCUAAUGGUGAGAAACAUGAGACUAGACUGAAGAAAUUCAAACAUAAGUUGGUUAACGUGUGGAUGCCACAGGCCGCCAUCCUUUACGAACAGGAAAUUAAGUCAGCAGCAAGAAACGAAAGUAAAAAUGGAGGAAUUUCAAAUUCAAUGAAACCCAUGUCAGCAUCAGAAGAACGUGAAAUAGACAAUGCCAUAGCUUUAGCCAAUGAAUUUGCUGCAUUAAAUGCCGCGGACACAAUUGUAAGUACGUCACCGCACAGCCGUACGGACUCGGAGAGCGGUUGUGAAUCGCCUCGAUCCAAACUACCGUUCAAACUACCCACGUUACGUCGGAGUCCAAAACCUGAGAAGCCAUCUUUCUCGGAUGAGAUGGCGAACAUUUCAGACGCGAGUGAGGAGUUAAAUACCCCUGAAGCCCAGGAGGCGUACAAUCUUUUAGUUGCUCGAGGUUCGGGCGGUUCAGGACCGAAAUGUGAGAGUCCGAGUCGGCGAGAACGACCAAAACAUUAUCGCCAACAGCGUGUGAAACGCCAAAUGGAGUGUGAGAAACGUCUUUCUGAUUCGGAUGCGGAUAGCCGCAGUACAUCAUCGUCCGAGGGGCGUGGUCGAAAUUCUUUGAUAUUGCGCAAGGAGGGAAUCAGUGAGCCCGAAUCGGAUGGCAGUAGUCAUAAUAUCAGUAAGGAACGUAGCCCCUGCAGCUCGAUACCUGAGAUCAGUACGUUUAGUUACGAGCGCAGCCCUGUUUCAUCGAUAGCUGAGAUUAGUAAAGACCGGAGCCCGGUCAGUUCUGGUGCUGAGGAUAAACCGGAAUGCCCGGUGAUUCCGCCUAAGCCGACGCCAAGCCCUACAAAUGCUCAAAAUAUGAAAACUAGUCCUUUUACGUCCGAGGGUAAAAGCUUCAUUUCUGCCCCUAUGGAAAUAGGUACGCUCGAACGAAAACGUAUCGGGAAUGUCGAAUUAAAAAGUAUCGAACAUGUUCAAGCAUCAAGUAGGAUAUCAUUAUCUAAUGCCCAACCACUUGUGAAGCCUCUCACGCGGCGCCCAGCACCGGACCCAAAACAGGAAUCUGGGGAGCCGGCAGAAGUUGACACUAAUCCGUUACGGCGGCUGCGAUCGGGAAAUGCUGUACCGGUGUUCCGUGCAACAGCCCGUACUGCGGGUGCACGGAAAUUCUCCUGCCCUGACGACAACGCGUCGUCGUUCGCAAUGACGCGACGAAAAGUUUCGCUACCGACCAGUCGGGAUGAGGGUAUUGGUGCUGUAGACGGAGGAAAGAGCCCAAAUGCGGAGGAAACAUCUGGAGUCGAUCCUCCUCCAUUACCGCCUCGGGAUCGAUCACGGCCGACGACACUCAACACCAAGCCACGACAGAGGAAAUACCCGCUCGUCAUUGACCAGAGCGUCGCAACUUCCACUUAUCAAAACGCGUGUCCUAAUGGCCGCAGUGCGCGCACAUCCGAUGAGGAUAAUUUUGCAAGCGCACCGGAGGAUGCGAAGGAAAAUGGAGACACAAACGGAAACUCAACGAAAACUGGAUACACAAUGCUCGCUAACUGUACAGCGGAACAAUUAGGAUUUCUGGAUGACCUUGACCCAUUCUGGAGUCAGAAGGUGACCUUUGAUGGAUCAAAUGACCUUGAGGAGACGGAUGGUAUGCCGAAGAUGACUGCCAAGUAUAAGAUGCCGGACAGCAAUGUGAGCUAUGAAGAUCUGCUCGACUUUGCUCUGGAUAAAGGAGAUUCUAAGGAGCAGACGUCGGCUUGUGAUGAAGUUCGGCUGAUGCAACGGGUGCUAUCGAAAGAGGUUACCAUCGGCGACUGUCUAAACGCGCUGGACGAGACGCGCUGGGAUGUCCACAAUGCAAUAAAAUACGUCAAACUACGCCAAGUGCUGAGUUUGCAAUGCGGUGACAUUGACGUUUGUAAGGAGGCGCUCCUGAGGAGUAACUGGGACGUCGCCAAGGCUGCCAACUUUAUGAUUGAGCACCCGUUGACGAGUCCAGAAUGUGUCGAUGUGUAGUCGAGCUCGAUGUGUGUCGGUCUUUCGUCAUGGUGCAUUUGAAUCGAAUCUGCUUUAUAUUAGCUCGAGGACAUUCUAGAAAUCUUAUCAAAGUCUGUUGUAUGGUUGUGACCACGAAUUCUAUUGUAAGGUAUUUUUAAAUGAUUUGAAAUAAAUCUCACCUUAAAAUAUUGGCACCGUCAUAACCAUGUUGAAUGUGAAAAUUGGAAUUAAUAGAUUUUUCAUCCGAAUUUCACGACUUGUUCUGAAUACAUUUUAAAGUACCCUAAUUGCUCAUUAAAGUUUUCCUUAUCCAACUUGUAUUUUAUGAAUACAUCAACAUACAAAUUUCACAUCAUGUUAAGAAAAUCAGACUGCAAUGAUUUUGUGAUGUCUUCAUCGGUCCAGCAUCUGUUAUCUACUGUUUCCAUGGUCACCGUGGCUAGGUUGCUGUGGCGUUGUCAUAGCAACAUCAUUGCUAUGGUUACCACUUUGUUGAUCUUUGAUCCUCUGUCUUCUGCUGCUGUUGUUAGGGAAGAAUAAUAGGGGCAGCUCAGUUGGUGAUUCAACCCAAUCUUGCCAGCAGAAGUCUCACAAAUUCAAACAAGCAUGGACUUGUUCAAAUCCAGUUUGAGAGUUUGACCUUGAACAUACCCUUGGCCUUGAACUUGCUCCAAAUAUUUUGAAAUUGAUGGAGAGACCUCUGGUGGCAGUUGGUAAAGACUUGAUGCAUUUUCGCUGUUGGUGCAUAAUCGUUUAUGCAGUUUGGAGAGUACUGUUGAUAUUGUUUAGGACUAAUGUCCUUGGUGAUAUUGUUACUCAGUGUCAAGGUCACUUUGAAGGGUCAAGGUUAAAAAUUUGUGUUGUAGAAAAAAAAAUAUGGAGGGCUUUGUGCAUUAUGUACCCAUGUAAAAAGAUAUAUUAAACUUUUGAGCAAAUCUUAAAUUACAAUCGCUUUUUUCGAGAAAGUGUUGCUUCUUUUGAAAAAAUAUUUAGUACAUGUUUGCUGUUUUGCAAGUGGAACAACUGAUCUUGUUCAAAAUGUUGGCAUUACUUUUUUUUCGGGUGUUAUCAAGUGAUCCAAGGGAUCACUUGUUAGUCUGCUGAACUUCUUGGAGAAGGUGUCUCACAAACGGAUCACAUAAGCAUCAGAUUGGUUGACAGUCUUGUUUCAAGUAAAACUGUUAUUGGAUGUAGUCGAUCCACAAUCACCACAACCUUUCUAAUUCUUGUUGGGUCCCAAAAUCAUAUUUAACUUUUGACAAACUCGGUCAAGUGGUUUGUGUUUGACAGCCCGAAAGGCUGUGAGCAUUUACUUCUGACAGCGACAAUAGGUACAAAGCUUUAUUUCUUUUUCUCCACUUUUAUUAUUGCAUCAUGUGCUGACUAGGGUACGAACAUGGGGACAUUCAACCUUUCUGAUUGGUCAAUGCAGGAAACUGACUUUUCUGAGAAAGGAAAUUUUAAAGACAGUCGUACAUUGUCGACUCUGUACAGCUUCUAGUUGAUAGUUUCAGCCAAAAACGCAUUAGUUCGGUUCUGUUAAUAUUUUCAUGUUUUGUGUAUAAAAUGUAAUAUAACUCUCAUGUAAACUUUAAUACUGCCAAAUCGUUAUUGACAUUCUUUGUUAAAACACAUUAUUGUUUCAAAGAAAUUGUCUCAUUCUACAGGAUGGGCCAAAAAGAUCAUAUUUUGACUAAAUCAUGUGUGGUUAGACUCAAACAUGUGAAGGUAGCAGCCCUGUGAGGAUAGAUUGCCAGGUUCUGUCUGGAUCAGUAUCACUUCACAGAAUUACAUUUUUGGACCAGUAUACAUGUUGUCAAAAAUUGGGUCAGCUACGUAUGAUUUUGGUAAAAUCUACUCAGAAGACUUUUUGUUACACCCUGUAUAAUGCCCUGUACCCAGCGAUCAUUGUUAAUAUUUUCACAGUUGCAUAAGAUGAUAGAACCGGUUGCAAUUGGGGUAAAAUCAAUGUCGGCCUGGGAUUUUCAGCUAAGGGCAGGCCUCUCAUGUUCAGUUUUGGUUACGAAUGUCAACCAGGGACAUUCAGUUGGGGGAAGAGUCCUGUCACAAUCACAGACCAUUCACAGUCCGGGAGUUUGAUUUCAAUUUUUUUGAUUUUCCCUUCAGACUUUUCAGCUUCUCUUUGAGGUCAGAUAGCAUUAUGCUUCUUUCAUUGCUUCAUGUUCGUCUCCUCAUAAUUUGACCACUGUUUAGAUAAUUUGACCACAAGUCUAACGCACACUCUCAUGCCCUUUUUCAUGACAUCAAUUUUUAGUUAAGACGUCAUUCAGGCCAUCAUGGCGUAUUUUCUGAGCUAUGUUUUUCCUUGGGCGCAGCGCUCUCACAUCAAACUGUCUAAACUGGUCCAAGGUAACUUUUUAGAGGGAAAAUACAAUUAUGAUAAGGGCUUCAGUUGGGUGAUUAAUAUAUUGGUGACUGUAUAAGAAAUAAGGUUUUCUCAUCAUGUGCAAUUAUUUCUUGAUAAAGUUGAGAUUUUUGACUUUCCUUGUAUAAAAACAUGUAUAAGCUUAUGAUUAACACUAAUGCCCAGUAGAACAUUGUAUACUGUACACAGCCUCACUUCAUGAUAACAUUUGAGAAGAAGUUUUGCAGCUCUGAAUAAUGUGCAUUCAAGUUCAGUUGUUUUUUCCCUGGGCACUCUCUCAACCCUGGAGGCUGAUGCUAUUUUCUGGCCAACUCUGAGGUGUUCUCUGUAUUUUCCAGUCAGGUACAACAUGAAUGCACAGCUCUGCUGAAAUCUUUUUGUUUUUACCGAAUGGAGAUUAGUUUGGUCCUCGAAAUAUUCAAUUCAUUAUGAGACGAAAUCUUCUCGACCUAUAUGAUACAAACUAUGAAGUGUUAACAGUACGACAGUGUCUACUACUAAAGUCAAUUAUUAAUAGCAUUAGUAACUAACAAUUAAAUUUGACUUCACAGCAAGGCCAACUUUUACCUGUAAUAGGCCCUGGUGUCAGAUGCAGCUCAACCAGCAUAUUGGUGUUGACAUACAUGUAGCUGAGUUGAUCUGUGGGUGUAAAGAGAACAUUAUACAGGUUGACCCAAUAAAAAUGGCCCCAAAAAAUCGAUGCACGUACCAUUACAAAUGAAAACAUUCCUACUGGGACACCCUGUAGAAUUGGUCUGGUGGUCUUGUUGUGAAGCCAACUCUUUUAUUAAUUGACACGUAAUUAAUUACGACUUAUUUACUCGAACGAGAUCAUCAUUAUCAGAUUGUGGUCAUGUCUAAUAAAAUUCAGUCCACAGAUUCAGUCCAA
Messenger RNA from Lineus longissimus, 7654 nucleotides. Its product is annotated as activated Cdc42 kinase-like. The record is from RefSeq and is a predicted model, not a curated record. Gene Ontology annotation, molecular function: protein binding; protein tyrosine kinase activity; ATP binding. Lineage: Eukaryota; Metazoa; Nemertea; Pilidiophora; Heteronemertea; Lineidae. Gene Ontology annotation, biological process: protein phosphorylation. Bases 243 to 4397 code for a protein of 1384 amino acids. The transcript is spliced from 19 exons.